GGGGCCUGGCUGCUUGUUGUCGUCCGGUGCCGGAGGAGACGGUCGCCCGCUCGCCAGCCCCGCUCGCUCGCUCGCCCCGGAGGACUCUCAGGUCUCGCUCAGCCGCUCGCUCCGUCCCGAGCCUUCGGGGCCAUGUCGCGGUGGGCGGAGGCCCGGUGGGCCGGCGCCAGGCGGCGGACGGCGGCCGAGGCGCACUCGCCCUCCUCGAGCUUUCCCCGGAGACGCCUGCCUUUAAAAGCGCCCCGAGCUUGAAGCCCUUCAUUCGCGGCGAGGAGGCCCCGCCGGGACCGAGAGCAGGAAACGCCGGCCCCGAGGGUGCUGGCAGCUCCGUGCCUGCCCCGGGUGCCAGGGUCCCUUUCCCCGGCAGGACACGCACACUUCAGCAGCCGUCGCGCAGGGAACCCGCCCCGUGAGCCGAGACCAUGAAGCUGUUGGAGAACUCAAGUUUUGAAGCAAUAAACUCCCAGCUGACGGUGGAGACGGGAGACGCUCACAUCAUCGGCAGGAUCGAGAGCUACUCGUGCAAGAUGGCUGGUGACGACAAGCACAUGUUCAAGCAGUUCUGCCAGGAGGGCCAGCCCCACGUCCUGGAGGCCCUCUCGCCUCCACAGACCACAGGCAUCAGCCCCAGCAGGCUCAGCAAAAGCCAGAGCGGGGACGAAGAGGGACCCCUGAGCGACAAGUGCAGCCGCAAGACCCUCUUCUACCUGAUCGCCACCCUCAACGAGUCCUUCCGCCCCGACUACGACUUCAGCGCUGCCAAGAGCCACGAGUUCAGCCGGGAGCCGAGCCUCAACUGGGUGGUGAACGCCGUCAACUGCAGCCUCUUCUCUGCCGUCCGGGAGGAUUUCAACGCCCUGAAGCCGCACUUGUGGGACGCCGUGGACGAGGAGAUCUGUCUUUCCGAGUGUGACAUCUACAGCUACAACCCCGACCUGGAUUCGGACCCCUUUGGAGAGGACGGCAGCCUCUGGUCCUUCAACUACUUCUUCUACAACAAGAGGCUGAAGAGAAUUGUCUUUUUUACCUGUCGUUCCAUCAGUGGCUACGCCUACAACCGCUCGGAAGCCGGCAACGAGCUGGACAUGGACCUGGGUGAAGAGGACGCGGAGGAGAACAGAGAUGGGGGUGACACGGAGAGCGGCAGCAUCGAGGAGGAGAGGCAGCAGGUGAUCUGCAUGUGACUCCGGCAGCGGCUCCCAAGUUGCCCGGCGGCCCCCAACCGUCCUCCCGUGGCCCCCCCGAGCGGCCCCCCCGCCCCGUCGCUCCGUCCGUCCGUCAGCCCCACGGCAUC
Messenger RNA from Calidris pugnax (ruff), 1294 nucleotides. RefSeq names its product MAF1 homolog, negative regulator of RNA polymerase III (gene MAF1). The coding region runs from base 423 to 1184 and encodes 253 amino acids. The record is from RefSeq and is a predicted model, not a curated record. Gene Ontology annotation, biological process: negative regulation of transcription by RNA polymerase III. Gene Ontology annotation, molecular function: RNA polymerase III core binding. Gene Ontology annotation, cellular component: nucleus. The transcript has 8 exons. NCBI's taxonomy places the organism in Eukaryota, Metazoa, Chordata, Aves, Charadriiformes, Scolopacidae.